Coprinopsis cinerea okayama7#130 is the source of this 648-nucleotide messenger RNA. RefSeq lists its product as hypothetical. The record is from RefSeq and is a predicted model, not a curated record. Lineage: Eukaryota; Fungi; Basidiomycota; Agaricomycetes; Agaricales; Psathyrellaceae. Bases 1 to 648 code for a protein of 215 amino acids. The transcript is spliced from 5 exons.
AUGACUGUGUCCCUGAGGCAAUUGAGGGACAUCUUUGGUGAUCGAAGGAGGGCUGUUAUUUUUUACAACGCUCUCAAGAAGCAUCCCAAAAUGGAAGCUCUGGAAGAUGCAUCGAGUGCUAUUAGCUCUAAAUGCGCGCCCUCGAAGGAAACGGGGCCACUCCUGAGUCCUUUGGCCACAGUCCCAUCGAUUCAAGAAGAAAGUUUGGAUGAUUACGAUCCUGAGUCAGACGUCUACUCGUCCGACUCUGAUGACUUCAGUGAUGAGGAUGGUUCCACUGAUGAAUCUGACGACGAGCAUGUUGAGAACUGUGCCCACCGUGGUGUUGAGAAUACCGAGCUCGCACGCGAAGAUGAAGGCAUACCUGAUGGCCAGAAGAUUGAAACACAGAAUACCUUCCCUUGGCUAGAUGACAGGAACGAUCCAUCCGGCCUUUCCAGCGAGGCGGUUGGCGAGAUCAUUGGUGAAGUGAGGCAAUUCUUUGAUGGAGUCUACGAACGCAAAGGAGAUGCCAGAAGGACAACGAAGCCACUGGAACUUAGAGGGGAGAGUGAACAGCCUAGUUCCUGUUCUUUGAAGGAGUCGGAGGAUCUUAUCGAUGAUACUCCUCCCACAGACAUGGAGAAACAAGACGACUCUGCAUUUUGA